GUGAGCGACACAACUCUGCCUCUCGUUCCGUUCUCCCGUUUCAGCUGAACGAUCAAGUUACGUGGCUAGGGAUAUGUUGCAGUGAAGAGAGAGAGAGAGAGAGAGAGAGAGAGAGAGAGAGAGAGAGGCGGAGAGAGAGAGAGACUGCAGCAUCAUUUCAGAUCAGGCAGAAAGCAAGCCACGCGUGCACAUGCAGUGCAGUAGAACGUGCAGGUGAGAGAAAGAAAAAGAGAGAGAAGGCGUGCGUGGAGAAUGAACGAUAGAAUGCAGGACUCUUGGAAAAUACGUAUUUUCUCUCGGUUCAUGACCGACACAUCCUCGCGAACGCACAAGGAAUUAUAAUUGACCGGUUUGUUGACUUCGGGAUCUCUUUUGCCUUUAAAAAAAAACAAGGGUUGCGGAUGUGAGCGAGCUCCGGUUUACGGUUCAGAUUAUUAUUCCGUCCCGAGAAGUGGCUGUGAAAAGCACUAUUGUCUUGUGAAGUUCCGUGAAGGCAUUCGACCAACUGCUUGGCACGUUGCUUCACUGCGGGGAAAAACACACGCGUAGUUCAGACUCAUACCGGAGAGCGAGAGGUAAGAAACCACAUUUAAACUCUAAACGAUGACCGGACGAUAUCAAAUACUUUACUUUUAAACCGAUUGUGUUCCGCUUUGUGGAUGUAAGUAUUUUUUCACAACAUUAGUGAUUCGGGGUCCUGAGACAGAGUCGUGUACAGUUUUCUUUGUGGAAGUGCUGCAUUGCAGUUUCUCUUCAACUCGUCAAAACCGCCGAGAGAGCCCCCUCGGUCCCCCGGAACGCGACCGGAAUUAAGCGAAAUUACUAACGGACUAAUAUAACUGAUACGAGAGUCCUCAAGAGAGGGAGAAACGGAAUACAUCUCCAUCAUAAAAAGAGAGAGAGAGUCAAGUGGAUUAAUUAACGUGAGUAGAUGAUUUGGUUUCUCUCUUCUUGCCGGAUGGAUUUGCUGAUAUCUUUGUGCUCUGAACAUCCCAGAGAGACUUAGAGGAAGUUUAUUUUUAAACCCUCAACAAUAAAGAGAAGGACAAAAGAAUAGAGAAAACAGACUGAAACAGAGACACACCGAUAGUCACAUUAACGACAGAGAGACUGAUCUGCAGUGUGUUAUUAGAGUGCUGUGUGAAGCUUUCCUGGACCCCAGGCAGCGGAACUGCCAAGAGAGAGAGAGGGGGAGAGAGGGAGGGGGGAAGAGUGAGAGAAAGAGAGGGAACAAAGAUAUACAGCCCAGAUAGACACAUUCACGACAGAGAAGGAGGGAAAGGUAGAACUAUAGAUCCCCAGAGAGAGGAAAGAGAGACAGAGGAAAAGAGAGGGAGAGACAGGAAAGAGAGACAGGAAUAGAGAGGGAGAGACAGGAAAGAGAGACAGGAAUAGAGAGCGAGAGAGAGGAAAGAGAGACAGGAAUAGAGAGGGAGAGAGACAGAGGGAUAGAGAGGGAUAGAGAAGAAAGAGAGACAGGAAUACAGAGGGAGAGACAGAGGGAUAGAGAGGGAGAGACAGAGGGAUAGAGAGGGAGAGAGAGGAAAGUGAGACAGGAAUAGAGAGGGAGAGACAGAGGGAUAGAGAGGGAGAGAGAGGAAAGAGAGACAGGAAUAGAGAGGGAGAGAGAGGGAGAGACAGAGGGAUAGAGAGGGAGAGAGAGGGAGAGACAGAGGGAUAGAGAGGGAGAGAGAAGGAGAGACAGAGGGAUAGAGAGGGAGAGAGAAGGAGAGACAGAGGGAUAGAGAGGGAGAGAGAGGGAGAGACAGAGGGAUAGAGAGGGAGAGAGAAGGAAGGUGGGAGCCAUGCGGAGGACAGGGGUAGGUGUCUGUGGUGGAGCAGUGUUCUCCUGCUCGGUAACUCUAACUGGACCGGGGGAGUUGUUCCACCUCCUAGUGCUUCUCCUACUAACGAUGACUCAGCUCCCGGUCACUGACUCGGCUCUCCGUUACCGGGUGGCUGAGGAGGGCCCCACUGACGUUAUGAUCGGUAAUGUGGCUGCCGACCUCGGCCUGUCCGCGGGCACCGGCUCCGGAGAUGUCACAUUUGCCCUAGAGAGCGGCUCGGAGUUCUUCAAGAUUGAUAACGUUACCGGGGAGCUGACUACCGGGCAGCGGAGGAUUGACCGGGAGAAGCUGUCCCAGUGUCAGAUGAUCUUCGAUGAGAACGAGUGUUUCCUGGACUUCGAAGUGUCUGUGAUUGGUCCGCUCCAGAGUUGGGUGGAUCUCUUUGAGGGCCGUGUGGUCAUCACCGACAUCAACGACAACACUCCUUCGUUUCCGUCGUCGGUACUGACAUUAUCUGUCGAGGAGAACCGUCCAAUAGGCACGCUGUAUCUGUUACCCACGGCGACGGAUCGCGACUUUGGGCGCAAUGGGAUUGAUCGUUAUGAGCUGAUUCAAGAUGGCAGCUCUUCCGGGUCGGCGGGGUCAGGGUUGGGGUCAGCGAGGAGAGCAGCCGGUGGGCCUAUGGGAAGAGCGGAUGGAACAGGAGGAGGAGGGGAUAGGAGGAGAGGAGCAUUGGAUAACAACGGAGGAGCUGCAGGAGGAGGUGCAGGAGGAGGUGUGAGGAGCAGUGUGUUUGAGCUCCAGGUCGCCGACACGCCCGACGGUGAGAAGCAACCACAGCUGAUCGUGAAAGGCCCUCUGGACCGUGAAGCACGCGACUCGUAUGAGCUGGUUCUACGGGUCCGGGACGGUGGCAACCCUCCUCGCUCUUCCCAGGCGCUCCUCCGUGUCGCCAUCACCGAUGUCAACGACAACAGCCCGCGCUUCGAGAGAGCCAUCUAUGAGGCCGAGAUGGCGGAGAAUGCGCCUCCCGGAACCCCCGUCCUCCAGGUGCGCGCUUCGGACCGUGACGUCGGCGUCAACGGACAGGUGGAGUACGUCUUCGGCGCUGCCACGGAAUCUGUCCGCCGUCUUCUCCGACUGGACGAGGCUACCGGUUGGCUGAGCGUCCUCCACAGGAUUGACCGGGAGGAAGUGGCCCAGUUACGGUUCACGGUUACGGCAAGGGAUCGUGGUCAGCCGCCGCGCACCGACCGGGCGACCGUAGUCCUGGUGGUCCGGGAUGAGAACGACAACGUUCCGGUCGUGGAGAUCAGGAAGAUCGGACGGAUUCUGGUGAGGGACGGAGUGGCACUGGUACCGGAGAAUGUUCUGGUGGACACACCGGUGGCGCUGGUUCAGGUGUCAGACCGUGACCAGGGGGAGAACGGGGCGGUAACGUGCACGGUGGUCGGGGAUGUACCGUUCACCCUGAAACCAGCGGGAGAGACGGCGCUCCUGCCACUGCCCGCGGAUGACGCCUUCGACAGAAACCGUAAGAAGUAUUUCCUCCACACUUCGGCCCUGUUGGAUUACGAGGCCACUAAAGAGUACAGCGUGACCAUCGUGGCAGUCGACUCCGGUUCCCCGUCUCUCUCCAGCAACAGCUCUCUCAUGGUCAGGGUAGUCGACAUCAACGACCACACUCCUGCCUUCGCCCAGGCCGUGGUGGAGGUCCACUUUGCCGAGAACAACCAACCAGGAGAGCGUGUGGUCACCGUGGUUGCGGCGGAUGCCGACUCCGGCAAGAAUGCAGAGAUUGUGUAUUCCUUGGAUCCGUCCGUUAACGGCCUGUUCUAUAUUGAUGCUGACAAUGGGGAUAUCCGUGCGACGGGGGUUCUGGACCGGGAGGUCAGGGAGAGGUACGAGUUCCAGGUGAUCGCCAGGGAUAAGGGAUUCCCCUCGCUGCAGGGGUCGGCCACGGUGGUAAUCAUGGUGACCGACCGCAACGACAAUACUCCGAAGUUCGUCCAGGAAGUGUUCACGUUCUACGUAAAGGAGAACCUCCUUGCCAACAGCCCAGUCGGCAUGGUAACAGUAACAGACGCGGAUGAGGGUGAGAACGCGGAGCUGAGUCUUUUCGUAGAGAUGGAGGAAGAAGAAGGAGAUGAGGUUGAGGGAGGUCGAGGGGAGAAGCACAAGGGAGUAGGAGAGGAGGGAGGAGGAAGAGGAGGGAGAGGUGAAGACACGUUCUCCAUAGAGAACAACACAGGGACGAUCUUCUCCUCCGUGGCAUUUGACCGGGAACGCCGUUCCACCUACACCUUCCGCGUCCGGGCCAUCGACGGCGGGGCUCCUCCUCGCUCCGCCACGGCGACAGUCUCCCUCAUCGUAACUGAUGAGAACGACAACGCCCCCUCCGUGACCUCACCCACCAACGAAUCCUACACCCUCCUCCCCCCGGCCUCCUCCACCCGGACCAUCGUCAGAACCGUGGCCGCCUCGGACUCGGACUUUGGCCGCAACGCUGACCUGCGCUUCUCCCUGGUAGGAGGGAACCCCUUCAGGCUGUUUGAGAUCGGCCUGGCCAGUGGAGUGAUCACUGUGGCAGAGCCCCUAGAGAGGAGACACAGGGGGCUGCAUCGCCUGGUGGUCAGGGUCAAUGACAGUGGAGAGCCGUCGCUCUGCGCCACCGCGCUGGUCCACGUCUUCAUCAACGAGAGUCUGGUCAACGCUACACUGGUGGACGCACAGGUGGCUCGUAGUCUGGCCGCCCCUCUCUACCUGGACAUCGCAGGCGACCCCGACAGUGAGCGAGCGUUGGGGAAACAGCGCCUCUCGGUGGCCAUCGGUGUCCUAGCGGGCGCCGCGGCAGUCAUCCUGGUCAUCCUCCUAGUGGUGAUGGCCCGCCAGUGCGGCGCCCAGGGCAAGAACGGAUACGAGGCCGGGAAGAAAGAACCGGAGGAGGAUUUCUUUAGCCCUCAACCGGCCGUGCCACAAACCAGGGGAGGGACGUUGGACCGCGGACGGAAGCCCCGCAGGGACAAACGGAACGGAGGCGCCGGAGGAGCCGGAGCCAAUAAAACUGAACGGCCGCUCUACAGCGGCGUCGUCACGGUCAACGGGCUCCGGCGCCACGGCAACGACCACCACGUCGCCAACAUCGACGAUGACGACGAGGACGUGAGCAGCGCCAGCGAGAGGUUGGCGGCUAGGUACUGCGCGGUGGACGGAGACCCCGGGAGCCCACGCAUGGGCGCCAGGCAUCACCAGUCGAGCCCGGAUCUGGCCAGGCAUUAUAAGUCAAGCUCGCCGCUCCCCGCGGUGCACCUCCAGCCCUACAGCCCCCCAGCCGAGGGGAAAAAGCACCAGGCUGUACAGGAGCUACCCCCCUCUAACACCUUCGUGGGGUCUGGAGGGUCCAGUGGUAGUGGUGGAAGUGGGAACGCUGAUGCCAUGUCUCUGGGGUCAGACCAGUGUUCUGAGUAUGGAUCCCAAACGGGGAAUAAGUACAGCAAACAGGCGACCCUGCGGAGGGUGACGUUCUCCGUGGUCCCGGGUCCUCAGGACGGUGGUUGCUAUGACAGCUCUGCAGAGGACUCUGAGACCCCCAGCAGUAAGGGUUCAUCUGGACCCCGAGUGGGGGCGCUGUCUCUCCCCGAGGAGGGGUACGAGAGGACCACACCUGAGGGAAGUGUAGGAGAGGAGGAACAUGUGGAAAACGAUGCCAGACAGCUCCCAGACGUAGCCCUGACAGGGAAGUGCACGAGGGAGUGUGAUGAGUUUGGACACUCCGACACUUGUUGGAUGCCCGCCGCUGUCCGCCCGUCGCCUCGGCAACACCAGCGCCAGCGCCACGUCAGCGAGCCGCCCCGCCUGUCCACCUUCGCCUCCCCUGGCAAUGACAACAACAAUAACCAUGACGACGAUGAUGAGGAAGAUAGUGACAGCGAGAGCGCCGGCAGCGCCGGGAGUUCCGAACCGGGCGUAGUCAGCGUGGGAGUCGGCGGAGGAGGUCAGAGGUUACCGUUAGCCAAUGGGGAUCCUCUCGGCAGCCUGGUGGGCAGAGACAGGAUGAACCGGAACAUGGGCGACCACAACCGGAACCUACUCAACCGGAAGAUGACGUCAGCGUCGUACGACACGUUCAGCUCCGCCGGGUUCGGGAGACGCCAUCACGAGGAGGAUAGGGGGGGUCAGGGCAGGAUCAACCCUCCGGAGGUUAUACCAUUAACGAGGACCGGGGACUACAAGACCACGUCGUGCCUCACGCUCUCCCGUAGAGAGGUCUACCUGUAAGAGCAGGAUGGAUGGAUCAGUCCACUGCUGCUGCACCCCUUUGCUGAUGGAAUGGAACAUUCCAUCCCUGUUUGUCCUGGUGAAAUGGAACAGUCCACUUCUAGACAUUGGAAUGAAAUGGUCCAUUUCUGUUGAGGUUCUUUUGUUGAGAACUUUGACCAGCUGUGAAUAAUAACAAUAAUAACAAUAAUAACAACACCUUAAGAAGAGAGGACCGCUCAGUGGGUUUGGGUUUGUUUUGGAGACAAGACACCACACAACUACAAAACCACACUGGGACCUUAAACUCCAAUAAGAAAUGACUAUAAGGUGUAAAUAAAAAAAAGAAGAAUGGUGUGAAUUAACUGAACACCCCCCUCCCACUUGUGUAGAAGUUUCUCUCAAAAAACAGAUCUAGGAUCAGUUUACUCUUCCCUGAAUCCUAACCUGAAGUAUUACAGGAAGCAACACAUUACUGAACUGAGAUCAGUGUCAACUUCUUUCUUCUCUCUUUUUUUUAAUACUCUUUAAAGUUAAUCAGAUGCAUGUCUAACCUCCCACCAACGGGGGAGCUGUGGGGAGAUGGGAGAGAGAUGGAGGAACUGGGCCUGAUGCCAUACACGCCUCAGGACCAAUGGGAACACUCGCUGAGGUGUACGUGACCAAUAAAAUUUGAUUUGAAGACUUAUGAUCGGACAGAUCUAAAUCUGACUAAUGUGGCGAACCCCAUGAUGGGACGCCAUGAAGGUUUAACCAAUCAAACGAUAGGACCCCUGAGCUGUCGUUGUAAAAGGAAUUUGAAUGGAUUUCAUGCUCAUCAAUCAAAUGUGAUUUAAACCUAAUCCACCAAUCAUCAUAUGGCAUUAUUGACAAGUAGCAUCGAGAUAUUAACCAACCGUACAACGAGGAUUAUCAGAAUCUAACCAAUCACGGACAAAAUAUUUUCAGUAACAACCAAUCGGAUUCUUUGGCAAAGACGAGGACUCAGGAAAAGAUAACUGAUUGAAAAAAAAAACACAUCAGGUAUUUUUGAAAACACAAAGACUUGAAGGCAAAAAACAAUGUGACGUUUUUCCAGAUAUGAGCCAGAAUCCCUGGGAAUACAAGGUCCCUACGAGUACCAGUGCCAACGCAUUCCAGCGUUUUCUAAUGAACAAAUUACACUUUUUUCUGUCUUUCUGCUCUACUCCUGCUGAGACUAGGGAAGCUAAGUUCUGGAAAUGUUCCCACAAUUCCAAGGUUUUUCAGUAAUCCUGGUUGGAGGAUCCUAUUCCAAGGAACCUUUUAUAACCGAGAUUCCUGGGAAAAAAACUGGGGAUUUUGGGAAAGUUAGUGGUUCGUUAGUUACCUAGUCGAGACUGUACAUAUAUGUGGUUUAUGUGGUUUAGACGGGCAGUGUUCCAACACUGCCAUCCAUUCAUUAAGGCCAUUACUCUACCGUGCUGAACACCAGCUACUUCAUUCAUUAUGUAUAUCAGGAUCUUCCCUCUCUCACACACACAAUGUAGUGAAACACACACACACACACUCAGUGAAACCAUACCCACACAACGUAGACGUGCGACAUACACACGCACACACACACACACAUUCAGUGAUACCAUACCCACACAACAUAGACGUGCGACGUGCACACACACACUCACACACUCACACACACACUCAGUGAAACCAUACCCACACAACAUAGACGUGCGACACACACACACACACACACACACACACACACACACACACACACACACACACACACACACACACACACACACUCACACACACACACACACACACAAUGUAAUCUACAUGCAUUUAACCAUAUUUUAACAUGUAACAUGUUGCCUCUGAAAACUAGCUUUUUGCCUGCUCCCCCCCCCUCUUCACCCUCCUUCAUGUCAACAUGUAUUUAAAUAAGUCUUUCAACACAUUAAAGGGAUGUUUUGGUCUAUAUAGCGGCUCUACAUUAAAGGGAUGUUUAAACUAUUCCUCUAACAGUACAUAGAACAAACCUACAUAGAACAAACCUACAUAGAACAAACCUACAUAGAACAAACCUACAUAGAACAAACCUACAUAGAACAAACCAACAUUUUCGGGGAGAAAAAAAUAACCUGAACUCUUCUUCUGCAUGGAAUAAAAGCUAAAUGCUCAUUUGUUUUUGUUUUUUGGGGGGGGGGGGGGGAAACCAGACGCCUUCUUUUUGGAGAUAUUAUGCAUCUCUGAGAACAUGAUGUAUGUUUGUGUGUUUGUGUGUGAGGGAGAAGGAGAGAAGGAGAGAGGGAGAGAGAGCAUCAGUGUGUGAAGUCAUCACGAGGAGAGGAAGAGAGAGAAACCCCGUCCCUUUGUGAGGUUAUUCGCUGCAGCAAUUAGAGAGGAAAGGAGAAACUCCUCACGUUGAUAAGUGGAAGGACUGUAGGGUCCAGGAGCUACACCUUAACGAUCGAAAACAGCAUCCUCUCCUUGUCUCCUUUCUAAAAGGAAGCCAGAAUCGUCUACACCUUAAAAGUCUAAAGAAAGAUCACUCACCAUACAAUCAGUGACUUUAACUUCAGUUACACACGAACCAACUCUCAGGUAAGACUUGACACCAUGUGUACAGUACGUUGUUUGUAAGGCAAGCGGCUGGGUUUCUACAAAACCAUGAAUUCUCCCUUAGAAUUAGAAUUGAGUUCUAAUUCAAUCCCUUAGAAUUCGAUUUAGAAUUGAGUUCUAAUUCAAUCCCCCAGAAUGUGAGUUAGAAUUGAGUUGUAGUUCUAUGGUUCCCCUCUCUCUCUCUCUCCACUCUUCUCUAUGGUGUCACUGACCUUCUCAAACCUUCCUCCCUCUAACCUCUUGUCUCCCAACCUGCUGUCUCUGAAGCUCUGUGAUUGGUGGACUGGACUCAGCGGUGCGCUGAUGUAACAAUGAACGGAAGUUCUGUUUGGGUUCUAGUUCCAGAACGUUGGGUUCCAAUCCGGAAUGCUCGAAGGGGAUUGGUCUGUCUACGCCAUAAUCCUACCGGGUUUUCUAGCUCACCUUGAGCCACUGACAUAUAGUAGAUACUAUGUAGUAACCAUGACCACACUGUCCCUGGAUAUACGGAAAUCAUGGAGCUGGAUUCCAACCCACAGGGUCUGGAUUCAGGAGCUGAGUUAGCCCUGACGGACCAGGAGAACUUUGCUACAAGAGACUCUGAAAACAAUGAUUUGUGUUUAUUACAAGACAGAUCUUUUCUUCCCGGGAAGUCAAUCUGCUGUUUUAAUGCAGAGUCUCGUACAGACAUCCUACCCUACUACCACACUACCCUACCUUUCCUUCCCCGGGCCAAACACGGACCUAUAGGAACAUGAAUCUGUGUCUGCGUACUGUAUGGCCCUAGUCCCUAUAGAAGACAUGUAGGGGGUCAGUCGUCAAAAGUCGUGAAGUGUGCAGGGAUUAGGGUGGCAUUUGGGAGGCUGGCACGGUGUGGGAGUAUGUCUGUUUUAUAUACUGCACGUUUAAAGACAAUUUACAUCACUUCUUCUUAGCCCUGUUAUGUGGGCCUGGAGAGAGAUAGGACAGGGUGAUAACAGACCUGGAGAGAGAUAGAGGACAGGGUGAUAACAGGCCUGGAGAGAGAGAGAGAGAGGGAGAGAGAGGACAGGGUGAUAACAGGCCUGGAGAGAGAGAGAGGGGAGAGAGAGGACAGGGUGAUAACAGACCUGGAGAGAUAGAGGACAGGGUGAUAACAGACCUGGAGAGAGAGAGAGAGAGAGAGAGAGAGAGAGAGAGAGAGAGAGAGAGAGAGGGAGAGAGAGAUAGGACAGGGUGAUAACAGACCUGGAGAGAGAGAG
Oncorhynchus masou masou (cherry salmon) is the source of this 9853-nucleotide messenger RNA. RefSeq names its product protocadherin-7-like. Lineage: Eukaryota; Metazoa; Chordata; Actinopteri; Salmoniformes; Salmonidae. The record is from RefSeq and is a predicted model, not a curated record. Gene Ontology annotation, cellular component: plasma membrane. Gene Ontology annotation, biological process: homophilic cell-cell adhesion. Bases 1806 to 6065 code for a protein of 1419 amino acids. The transcript has 6 exons. Gene Ontology annotation, molecular function: calcium ion binding.